Tupaia belangeri chinensis (Chinese tree shrew) is the source of this 2122-nucleotide messenger RNA. It is a transcript of the gene RAB15, whose product is annotated as RAB15, member RAS oncogene family. Bases 11 to 649 code for a protein of 212 amino acids. Gene Ontology annotation, molecular function: GTPase activity; GTP binding. Gene Ontology annotation, biological process: Rab protein signal transduction. NCBI's taxonomy places the organism in Eukaryota, Metazoa, Chordata, Mammalia, Scandentia, Tupaiidae. The record is from RefSeq and is a predicted model, not a curated record. The transcript is spliced from 7 exons.
AGCCCCAGCCAUGGCGAAGCAGUACGAUGUGCUGUUCCGGCUGCUGCUGAUCGGGGACUCCGGGGUGGGCAAGACCUGCCUGCUGUGCCGCUUCACCGAUAAUGAGUUCCACUCCUCGCACAUCUCCACCAUCGGCGUGGACUUUAAGAUGAAGACCAUAGAGGUGGACGGCAUCAAAGUGCGGAUACAGAUCUGGGACACAGCAGGGCAGGAGAGAUAUCAGACCAUCACAAAGCAGUACUAUCGACGGGCCCAGGGGAUAUUUUUAGUCUACGACAUUAGCAGCGAGCGCUCCUACCAGCACAUCAUGAAGUGGGUCAGUGAUGUGGAUGAGUAUGCACCAGAAGGUGUCCAGAAGAUCCUUAUAGGGAACAAGGCCGACGAGGAGCAGAAGCGGCAGGUGGGAAGAGAGCAGGGACAGCAGCUGGCUAAGGAGUAUGGCAUGGACUUCUACGAAACAAGUGCCUGCACCAACCUCAACAUUAAAGAGUCCUUCACGCGGCUGACGGAACUGGUGCUGCAGGCCCAUAGGAAGGAGCUGGAGGGUCUCCGGACACGUGCCAGCCAUGAGCUGGCCUUGGCUGAGCUGGAGGAGGAGGAGGGCAAACCUGAGGGCCCAGCGAACUCUUCAAAGACCUGCUGGUGCUGAGGGUCCGGCGAGGGACACCCACACGAUCCCCCUUCCCUCAGGAGGCCUGUGAGCAGAGAGGGGAGCCCGGGCUUUGCCCUGCUGCGUCCUCUCUUUCGAUGACCCUGUUGAGUGUCAGUAGCUGCUACUCUCCAUGCCUGGCCCUGAGACAGCUCUGCUGUCACCUCAGAGCAGCCUCUGCCCCAGCCCCUGCCCCAGAGUGGUUCCCCAGCCACAGGCCCACUGUGAGCGCGUGCUGUGGGCACUGUCUCGCUGCCCCGAGCUCCCAGACCAUGGCCAGGGCUGGAGUCAAGGCCACUUUCAGGCUCUUCUUUCUCGAUGCAUCUCGUCUCCUCUCUGCUUCUCUCCCGCCCACUCUCUCCCAUCCCCUCCCUCCAGUGUGUUUUGUACCAAAGCCCCUCAUCCCUCCCCUGUGCCCUGCGUGUGGCUACCAAGAGCCCUGCUCUUUCCUCCCUGCCUGCCUUCCUAGCCCCGGCUGAAGGAACGGGCCCAGGCUUGUGGGGAUGUUCCAUCCUCUGUUCCGGGGAGAUCCCCACCCUGCUUUGUGGGGAGGCCAAAGGCCACAGGGUGCUUCUGCCUCCCCUUUACCCCCUCCCCACCACCCCUUCUCUGCCAUGGGCCUGCCUCCCCCAUGACCUGGGAAAGUGGCACAUCAAGGUAGGAAGGAAACACCAGCCUGGUGACCCUCCAGCCUGGGCUGUCCUACCUCUGCCUGCUCCCCCGCCUGAGCUUCGGCCUCGCUUGGCUGCCCGCCUGCCUCCUUGGGGAACUGAGCUCAGAGGCAGAGGCUUCAGAGAAGACAGAUGAUGGGGGGCAGGGGUAAAAAGGCACUUCCAUUGUCUACCUCCCAUGCAGCGAGUACACGGUUUCUCUCCAUCUGGGCUUCUGGACUCAAAGCUGUGGACCAAGGCCUGAGGCUACCACAGGGGCAAGGAGAGCCCUGGGGCCGAUCGGGCCCUCCAGAAAGGGGCACCAGAAAGGAAGGACGGCUCCUACAGUUCAGGGUAAAGACGGGGAGGGCCGGCCAGGAGCAGCGGAGUGUGCAAAGCAGAGGGGAAUGCGGCCACGAAGGCCCUCCUGCCCUGUCUGUGAGUGUUGUCCAGAGCCCUGGCAGAGGCGGACCUGGCCUUUAGCUCUCCAGGCUUCACUGAGACCCAGUGGGAGAAGGGUAAGGGCUUCGUGGGAGGAGAGAAAAGUGCUAAGUGAGAGUGCUUGGUGCUGUUCUCAGCCCUCAGGAACCAGUGUUCCUCUUGCCCUCGAGCUCCUGAGCGGGCGCAAGGGUUUGCCAACUGCACUGUGGCUACAGGGGGAGGGAAGAAGAUGCCCUCCUCCAGAGUCCUAUGUUCAGGAAGUUUCUUUAACCCCAUGUGGCCCAUGAAUAGCUUGAAGGAGACCCUUUAAAGGAAGAGCAGGCAGGCCAGCCAGUGGGUGGGGGUGGGGGGGAGCUAAGGCAGCUAGAUCCCAUAAGGCUGA